AUGGCUACUCACGACCAUGCUAUUCAUUUCGUUUCUCUAGGGAUGGUGAUCCUAGAUGACAUACAUUUUUCGAAUGGACGUGCUGAGAGUAAUGUGCUUGGAGGCUCAUGUGCUUUCAGCACACUUGGAGCAUGCAUGGUAGCUGAUGAAGAUACCCAACAGGUUGGGUGUUUUGUCUUGGGCGGUGACGACUUUCCUGAUGAUGCCGAAGUCCAAUUGCAGAGCUGGAAUGUCAGCCUGAAGAUUGACAAAGUACCUAAGCGCAAGUCAAUGAGAGGCAAGUUACAAUAUCACGAUGACAGUUUUCACAACAAAACGUUCGGAUAUACGACUCCAGUGCUGCAGCCAACUCCUGGCGACUUGCCUCAGCCUUUGCUCCAUUCGAUGGCAUUUCACUUCCUAUCCAGCCCCGAGAGACUCAAACAGCACAUCACCGAACUGCUCGACCUCAGAAAAGCGCAGGGCAUCACAGCAAGACCACUGCUCAUUUGGGAACCCUUGCCCGCGCUCUGCAGGCCUAACGAUCUAGCUGCUCACGUGGAAGCGAGCAAGCUGGUCGACAUAUUCUCGCCAAAUCAUCUGGAGCUGGCAGCAUUAUGCGGUCGAUUGCAAUCCGAGGUGGAUCAAGCGAAGCCGGAGGUCGGCCGACAGCAUAUCCAGAGCUGUGUUGCCGCCUACCUGAACGAUGAGGCUGCCGACGCACACCUCGAGCAGCUGUGCAUCGUGCGCGCUGGCGAAUAUGGCGCGUUGAUUGCCACUCGCUCGUUGAAUGCAGCGGGUGCUGUCCAGAUCGAUAUGACCUGGGUGGAUGCAUUUUAUGCUGCGGCUGACCGGAAGCGCGUGGUGGAUCCGACAGGGGCUGGGAAUGCAUUCCUCGGCGCUUUAGCGAUGGAGCUGCUGCAGAACGACGGAGAUGCGGUCGAAGCGGCUGCGAAAGCGAGCGUGGCGAGCAGCUUCGUGGUCGAGCAGGUGGGCUUGCCGGUGCUCAGCCGAGACGCUACAUCUGGUACUCUGCUGUGGAAUAACGUGUCCUUGAAGGAGCGGCUGGACGAGUAUGAGAAGUAG
Cercospora beticola is the source of this 1065-nucleotide messenger RNA. RefSeq lists its product as uncharacterized. The record is from RefSeq and is a predicted model, not a curated record. NCBI's taxonomy places the organism in Eukaryota, Fungi, Ascomycota, Dothideomycetes, Mycosphaerellales, Mycosphaerellaceae.